Messenger RNA from Phalacrocorax carbo (great cormorant), 1228 nucleotides. NCBI's taxonomy places the organism in Eukaryota, Metazoa, Chordata, Aves, Suliformes, Phalacrocoracidae. The record is from RefSeq and is a predicted model, not a curated record.
GCCGCCGCGCUCAUGUGACGCCGCGGAGGGGCUGCCGCCGCCGUUCCCGGCCCGCUCCUGUCGCCGCCGCCGCCGCCGCCAUGGGGCCGUCCCCGCUCGCUCUGCUCCUGGCGCUGGGCGCCGCCGUCGCUGUCCUGGCCGAGCCCCUCCGCUUCGCUGACUGCGGGUCCAAAGACGGCACCAUCCAGGAGGUGAACGUGAGCCCCUGCCCCACGCAGCCCUGCCAGCUCCACAAAGGGACGUCCUACAGCAUCAACGUCACCUUCGCCAGCAAGAUCGAGAGUCAGGGCAGCAAAGCAAGGGUGUACGGUGAGAUGCUGCAUGUGGACAUACCCUUUCCCAUUCCUGAGCCUGAUGGAUGCAAGUCUGGGAUCCAGUGCCCCAUUCAGAAGGGCCGUUCCUACAGCUACCUGAAUAAACUCCCUGUGAAGAGCGAGUACCCCAGUAUUAAACUGAUUGUGAAGUGGGAGCUAGUGGAUGACCAAGACCAGAUGUUGUUCUGCUGGAAGAUACCAGUUCAGAUCACCAGCUGAGGGGCCCUGCCAUUAGUAGGGCUUGGGGAGGGGAAAACAGAAGACAACACAGGCCAAAUUUUUCUAUGUAAUAAGCAUUUCUUACUGCUUCUUUCAGAGCUCUGCAGCCUCUGAGCAGCCAGUACUCUGUUCCUGCAAGGUCAGCAGUGGCCAGAGAGCUUUUACCCCAUUUAGAGCCCCCCUGGGGCCUUCUCACAGCAGCUCAAGUGGGAGCAGUGUCUGCUGCAGGAGUGACUGAGCAUGUCCUCCAGCCACUCUGUGGAGGCACUUCAGUUUGAAAUGGAGCUGUCCGUGUACAUCGCAGAGAAAUUCCUUUGUGAACCUGGCUGGUGUUUGAGCUGCUACCUGGUAACCCUUCAGUGCCUCUUCUAGAACACUGGCUGCAUCCACCCUCCUGCGCUUCUGCUCCAUCGUGACUGGGAUGCCCCUGGGACCUGCAUUUGCCAUCCAUGCAGCUGGAGGAGAGGAGGCUUUCUGUCAGUUGGCAGCCUGCUCUGUCCUGGGCCCCUGCUUGAGCCAGCAGGACUGCAGCUGGGAAAAGUUCAUUUUUGUGGAUGCAAAGCCAAAUGGCAUUCUGUGUCUCUGCAGGGAUGAUUCUUUCUCUAACCAAUGGUUUGCACUACUACUAACUUGGAGCUGCUGGAAGCUCCUGAACCUCUUUUUAUAACUUUCCUUUUAAUAAAGUCUAGACAAAA